UGUUGGCUUCCUGUUUAAAAAACAGUAGGCUGGCAAUUUUAAAGGGACAGCAACAAAGUGAUGACCAGGUGCCAAGUGCCAGCUGUCCUUAUUCACCAGAUUGAAGAAGAAUUGGAUAAAGAAGAAGAAGAGAUUAUGGUUUUCCUAUGCCGAGACCUUGCUCCUGACUUGGCCACUGCUGACCUUAGAGAGCUCUUGAUGGCUUUGAAUGAGAGGGAGAAAUUGUCUUUUCUUGGCUUGUCUGAGCUGUUGUACAGAAUUAAGAGGUUUGACUUGCUGAGGAGGAUCUUGAAGACUGAGAAAGCAACAGUGGAAGCUAACCUUGACAGGAGUCUCAGACUUGUCCCUGAUUACAGGGUACUAAUGGUAGAGAUUAGUGAGAACCUGGAAAAAGAAGAAGUGGGUUCCCUUGUUUUUCUACUCAGAGACUAUGCACCUCGUAUGAAAAUGGCAAAAGAUAAGAGUUUUCUAGCUCUUGUGAUUGACCUGGAGAAACUAAAUUUGGUGGCUCCUAAUCAACUGGAUUUGAUGGAAAGUUGUUUUCGAAAUAUUCACAGGAUCGACCUGAUAAGGAAGAUUCAGAAGUACAAACACGAAACUUUAAUGCCCUCCGUUCAUUCUCAGCCAGUAUAUGUAAAUGCACUUCAGGCAUCUCUCCCUAACCUCAGUCUGAUUGAUCCUCCUUAUAAUUCAGGGAUCCAGAAUGUGAACAAAGAAAAAUCACAAAAUGGACAAAGUAUUAUUCUGGCAGAACCAGUCUACAUGUCCAUUCAGGAAUCAGGACCAGUAUCACAUAAGGUGUUUGAUCAGUACAGAAUGCAGAGUCAGCCUUUAGGAAUAUGCUUGAUAAUAGACUGUAUUGGCAAUGAUGCAG
Messenger RNA from Mesitornis unicolor (brown roatelo), 874 nucleotides. It is a transcript of the gene CFLAR, whose product is annotated as CASP8 and FADD-like apoptosis regulator. The transcript is spliced from 7 exons. The record is from RefSeq and is a predicted model, not a curated record. Gene Ontology annotation, molecular function: protein binding. Gene Ontology annotation, biological process: negative regulation of extrinsic apoptotic signaling pathway via death domain receptors. Lineage: Eukaryota; Metazoa; Chordata; Aves; Mesitornithiformes; Mesitornithidae. The annotation marks the transcript as partial.